AUGUCGGAGGUAAUGUCAUGGACUGAACAACCUUCAAGUCCAACUUCUGAGAUAAUCACUCAAGAAUACAACCCUAUAGAUGAAAAAACACGCAAUAACUACUUUAUUUGGAAGAAAAACGGCCCUCUACUUUAUGAUUACAUUCAAACCACCUCUAUGCUCUGGCCAAGCUUGACUGCCCAAUGGUUCCCAGACAUCGAGAAUCUGAACGACUCGGACUUUUUGCAACAGCGGAUUCUUUUAGCGUCACAUUCCAGUGGGAUGAACAAGUGUGAGAGCCUGAAACUUUACGGACUCAAGACGCUCAAGCCCAAAGCCAGAAAGCUUGACGUUGCUUUGAAUUAUGAUCCUUUGAAGAACGAGUUCAUCGCUAAGCGAAAUGACUGGGAGGCCAGUACCAUGAGCUUGGUCCAGAAAAUACCACAUAGAUCGGAUAUCAACAGGGCCAGAUACAUGCCCCAAAACCCGGAUCUCAUAGCCACCAUCACGAAUCAGGGCCAUAUCUCGAUAUUUGACAGAACCAAGAAGCCCAAUAGCUACGUGGAAGAGGAGUUUAACGACGACGACGAUUUCUCAGACAUCAAGCUGGAGUUCCAUCAGAGCGAAGGAUGGGGGCUAGAUUGGAAUAGGUUCAAAGAAGGAGAGCUCGCGUCGGGUGCUUCUGAUGGAACCAUUGCUGUUUGGGACAUCAAGAAAUUCCAAAAGGCAGCAGCUGAUAAGAAACCAACUACCAGCAACGUGAUUGGACUCGAAUUCCAGAAACGGAAGUACAAAACCUCAGUGCUGAGUCCGGUAGCAACCGCAGCAGCGCACGAUUACGGAGUCAACAGUCUGGAGUAUCUCUACUUCCAUCAAAGUUUGAUUGGGUCUGUUGGAGAUGACAGAAAAGUCAAGAUUUUCGAUACGCGAGCCAAGUUGAGCUGCGUGAAGGAAGCUGAGGUUUCAGACUCGCCCGUUAAUGUGAUAUCUUUCAGCCACACGCACGAGUUUGGGUUUGUCACCGGAAACGAAUCCGGAGUGCUUUCGUUGCACGAUAUUAGGAACAUGGAGCAGCCGGUGCGAACCAUCUCCAACGCACAUGACGGGUCUCUGACGUGUGCCGCAUGGAACCCUGAACACGGCUCCGUGCUUGCGUCCGGAUCUACAGAUGGCAGAGUCAAGCUCUGGGAUUGGUCACGAGACCAGGGCAAGGAGCUACUGUUUGUGCACGGAGGUCACAUGUUGGGCGUGAACGACUUGGACUGGAACCCGCACGAUUCUAGAAUGGUUCUUAGCUGCUCUGACGAUAAUUCUGUCCAGGUUUGGAAACCAUCAACGGCAAUCUUUUAG
Molecule: messenger RNA, 1329 nt
Organism: Ogataea philodendri
Lineage: Eukaryota; Fungi; Ascomycota; Pichiomycetes; Pichiales; Pichiaceae
Exons: 1
Coding region: 1-1329 (442 amino acids)
Biological process (GO): regulation of gene expression
Cellular component (GO): cytoplasm; Rpd3L complex; nucleus
Molecular function (GO): histone binding
Source: RefSeq, a predicted model, not a curated record